AUCAAAAUCGUAGUCAAAAUUGAAACAACAUGAAGUCGAAACACUCUUUGCUGUACAUACAAUUAUUGGUUAACACAGUUUGUUGUAUUUAUGGUAGACAAGAAAAUCUUUUGUUCUCCACUGAACAUAAAGUGAAAAAGAUUGAUCUGGAUACAGGAGUCGUGAAGGAUCUAGCUAAUCUUGAUACAAUAGUACAUUCCAUAGCUUACGAUGUAAAAGAAAGAUAUGUGUAUGUUCCAAGAGGAGGUGAAAAUGUCAUAGUUAGAUUCCCUUAUCCAAAUGAUGAUCAGACUGUAAAUUUUGAAACUGUUAUCUAUACAGACAGACCAUAUUACGUAUCAUUUGACUCAAAAAACAGUCAUCUAUAUUGGACCGAACAGGAAAAAUUAGAAAAAAUUAUGAGAUGUAAUUCAGAUGGAUCCAAUUUAACCAUCAUUGUUAAAGAAUUUAGUCUAACUGCAUUUACAUUAGACACACAUCAUAGAUGGAUCUACUAUAGUACAAAAUCAAGUUAUGCAUUGCACAGGGUGACUUUUGACGGAAACGAAAAACGGAUAGUAAUGAAACUGACAGCAUUGGCGAUAGAUAUAGAAAUAGAUUUUGUUGACAAGCGAGUUUAUUGGAUCGAAUAUGAAAAGGGGGACUUAAAAUCUGCUUUGUAUAAUGGGUCUGAUGUUAAAACAGUGGUUAGCACAAAUGUAAAUUUAAAUAGCCGAGAAAUUGAUAUUGGAGGUGAAUACGUUUUCUACACAAGUUCUAAUACAAUUUUAAAGAUACACAAAUCUUCAGGACAAAUCCCAACUGUUGUGCACACAGACACAAGACAGAUCUAUGGACUUUUGUUUUAUAAACAAGAAGAUAUUCCAAUUGUUACAGUUACACAUAAUGCAUAUAACAGAACGUAUGGAUACAAUGUGACUCUAGAAUGCAUGAUCGAUUCUUAUCCAAACCAUACCAAUGUAUACUGGCAACAUAUAUAUAAUGAAACAGUUUUAAAUAUAACAUCCGAUAGUCCUGGUGUGUAUGGCUCAACGGUGACAGACCCGUCAUUGACUAUAUUGCAGGUUACUUUGGAAGGAUCCGGACAAUACAUAUGCUUUGCUGUAAAUGUUGUUGGAACUGGAAAGAGUGAACCAACCACUUUGGCCGUUUUCGGAGAUAUUCCAAUUGUUACAAUUAAACAUGAUGUAUAUAACAGAACGUAUGGAUACAAUGUGACUCUAGAAUGCAUGAUCGAUUCUUAUCCAAACCAUACCAAUGUAUACUGGCAACAUAUAUAUAAUGAAACAGUUUUAAAUAUAACAUCCGAUAGUCCUGGUGUGUAUGGCUCAACGGUGACAAACCCGUCAUUGACUAUUUUGCAGGUUAGUUCGGAAGAAUCCGGACAAUACAUAUGCUUUGCUGUAAAUAUUGUUGGAACUGGAAAGAGUGUACCAACCACUUUGACCGUUUUAGGAGAUAUUCCAAUUGUUACAAUUGAAAAUGCAGUAUAUAACAGAACAUAUGGAAACAAUGUGACUUUAAAAUGCAUGAUCGAUUCUUCUCCAUACCACACCCAUGUUUACUGGCAACAUAUAUUUAAUGAAACAGUAUCAAAUAUAACAUCCGAUAGUCCCGGUGUGUAUGGCUCAACGGUGACAGACCCGUCAUUGACUUUAUUGCAGGUUUCUUGGAAUGAAUCCGGACAAUACAUAUGCUUUGCCGUUAAUAUUGUUGGAAAUGGAAAGAGCGAAUCAACUGUUUUGAUCGUGUUGGGAGAUAUUCCAAUUGUUACAAUUACAAACGCAGUAUAUAACAGAACGUAUGGAGACAACGUGACUUUAGAAUGCAAGAUCGAUUCUUCUCCAAACCACUCUCAUGUAUACUGGCAACAUAUAUAUAAUGAAACAGUAUUCAAUGUAACAUCCGAUAGUCCCUUUGUGUAUGGCGCUACGGUGACAAACCCAUCAUUGACUCUACUGCAGCUUUCUUCAGAAGAGUCCGGACACUACAUAUGCUUUGCUGUUAAUAUUGUUGGAACUGGAAAGAGCGAACCAACCACUUUGACCAUAUUAGGGGAACAGAAAGAUCUUGUAGUUAAUGUUGAAAAAGACCGAUAUAUUGUGAUGUAUGGAAGGUCACUCACAUUGGAAUGUUCAGUCCAUACAGCUAGACAGAGUCCUCCAGUUCGUGAGAUAUAUUGGCAGUACAAUAAUAAUGGCGUACUAACUACGAUUGUUAAAGAUACAGACGGGAUAUCCGGGAGUUCCAUCGAAGUUCCAUCACUGACUAUUUUGGAUGUGACAACAUCUGAAUCUGGAAUUUACAUCUGUUUCGCUAAAACUAAUAACGGAACGGGACAGAGUAGACCAAUAAAUGUUACUGUUAUAGGAGAUGAGCCAAUUGUAAACGUAGGAGAUACAAUUUCUUCAACCAGGUAUGGUGAAAAUAUAACAUUAUUCUGUAAUAUAACUGCUAACCCAAAAGUGACACAUGUUUACUGGGAGAAAGAAGUAAAUGGUACUAAAAACGUCCUAAAUAGUUGGACAGUCGGAAUCCGGGGCGCUUCUGUAGAAACUCCAUCGUUGACUAUAAUGAAAAGCACUACAGCAGAUGCAGGAAAUUACAAAUGCGUAGCCACAAAUGAUGUUGGAACAGGAAACAGUGAAACUAUUAGUUUAAAAGUGAUUGGUAAGUUGCCAACUGUAAGCGUCACACCAGUUUUGCAACCAGUGAAUUAUGGUGAAUCGGUAAACAUUACUUGUGGUGUUAACGCAAACCCACCAGCGACAAUUGUUUAUUGGGAGAAAAAAUCAAAUGGUUUCAUCAAAGUAAUGAAUAAUGAAACUACUGGUACAGCAGGCAUUACAGUUGAAAAUCCAUCGAUGACUUUGUUACAUGCAACGGAUUCGGAUUCGGGAUAUUAUAAAUGUUUCGCAGUCAAUGAAUUUGGACUGGGUUACAGCUCAUCUGUAAGACUAACUGUCAUUGGAGGUCUUCCAGAAGUUUCUGUUCCAUCUUUGAAAUAUCUAACUGGUACUGGUCAUACAAUAUCUAUUAGUUGUUUUGUGAAAAAUACAUCUCCGGAAGUUUCAAAGGUGUACUGGAAAAGAUAUCUACAUGGCUCCUCAACAAUAAUAUCAUCCACUUCGAUAGGAAUUAAAGGAGUUACUGUUGAAAAUCCAUCAUUAAUAAUUCCAUCUGCCAUGGAAUCGAUGACAGGCGAAUAUACAUGUUUUGCUGUUAAUUCUGUCGGAACUGGUAGCAGUCUUCCUGCAAAAUUGACAGUUACAACCGGAUUUAUACCAGUUGUCAACUCUGAGGAUUCACAUAGUAUAAAGAGUAACAGUAAUACAGUGGUUUCAAUAACUAUAGCUGCGGUUGGUGCAAUAGCUGCAGUAGGAUCAGCAAUAGUAGCUUGUUGUUCUUAUAGGCUUAACCAUAGGUCUGGAAACCAGUCAGAGUCCCAACAGCCAUCUUCAUCAACUGAACUCAAUGCAUCGACAGCAGGUAACGGAGAUGUUGAAAACAUGAAUAACAGUAGACAACAAAUACGUUCCAGUAUAAAUAACCCCAGACCACCAAGUUCUACAGGUUCUAGUACUAAUGCUAAACGCGAUGUAUGAGAGAGAGAUAAAGACACGGAACACUAGAAAACACUGAACAACUUAUGUUUUUUUCAUUUGAUUUAAUGUUUUUCCUGAAAAUAGCACUUAUAAUUUUUUUGAGAGUUUGAUUACGCCUUUCACCAGGUAGGCCAUAAAAAGACUCUUACAAAGUUUUGAUUUGCCUAUUUUUUUACCUAAUGUCUUUUUUUUUUUAACUUUGGAUUUUUCUUAUACAAGUGUAUCUAAUUUGUUAACGUUCCUUUUGUGUACUGUUAUGUUAUCAUUAUUAAUUGUAUAUUUGUAUAUUGUGUGUUGAAAUAUAUAUAGAUUUACUUUCUAAA
Messenger RNA from Mytilus californianus (California mussel), 3928 nucleotides. RefSeq names its product hemicentin-1-like. The transcript is spliced from 19 exons. The record is from RefSeq and is a predicted model, not a curated record. NCBI's taxonomy places the organism in Eukaryota, Metazoa, Mollusca, Bivalvia, Mytilida, Mytilidae. Bases 30 to 3605 code for a protein of 1191 amino acids.